CCUACGACGAUGGCAAAUGCAAAACAUUAAUAUAUCUUCACGGAACAAUCCAAAUAACAUAUCGGGCAACGCCUUACAACAUCCCUGUCAACUUUUGGAUUCCAACGGAGUAUCCUAAAGCCCCUCCCCUUGCAUUUGUAGCUCCUACACCUAACAUGAUAAUUAAACGGUCAAAUUAUGUUGACGUGAGCGGUAGAUGUUAUCAUCCGUAUUUGCAGAAUUGGGGCACUCAACAAAAUGAGGAAUCAAAUCUUGUUACACUUUGCACAAUUUUACAAAAUGUAUUUGGACAGAACUCACCAGUUUUUACCAGAACACCAUCCCAAUCUCCAACUCCACCAUAUUCACUUCAACCACCUACCAAUGGAGGUCAGAAUACUUUAACGUCACCAGUUCUUCAUCCUCGCUCUUUAAAUCCAAUAACACCACCUCCUUUACCACCUCCGCCACCCUAUCAGCAAAAUGUUUCUAGAAAAGAAAAUAGACCGAGGAGUCAUAGUGGAACU
Messenger RNA from Acaulospora morrowiae, 506 nucleotides. The record is from the annotation of a GenBank genome assembly. Lineage: Eukaryota; Fungi; Glomeromycota; Glomeromycetes; Diversisporales; Acaulosporaceae.